UGGUGCAACAUACUUGCAUUGCAGGAAACAAGGCAUUUUCCUUUAGUACUGAAGAGUUUUGGAGUUGAUUUAUAUGUGCAUCAGACGUGCUCUGUUUGUAGAUAUUCUUUGCGAUGGGCCGAGUACGCCUGGGUUGCUGCAAUUGUGUCCUCGUGGGAUGGCACGAAUUUUUGUGUGUGGGUGCUACUUGGUAAUGCGAUUGUGCGGAACUGCCUGCUACUUCACCGUAAACAGGUCACGGCAACGGAGGAGCCACCGACAACGCGAACAAGUCAAGCUGAAAGAAGUCCCGCACCAGUGGAUCCAGGGCGAGGUGAGGUCGCUGCAGAAACAGGUUGACGCACGCCGAUUCGAGACGUUCGCGUCGAUCGCUCAACGCGGACUCUUGUGUCAGGCGAAACCAAGUUUUCGGUGGCAGUUCCCAUACAAUAUCCUUGAGCUGAAGUGCGCUCGAGAACGCGUCAAACUCGGAGUAUCGCUUCUUGACAGUGAACGUGUGAUGGGGUGUUUCCAGAACAACAGCAUAAACGACAUGUUGCGCUCCGGAUUCGUUGGUAGACUCGUGGAACGACGGGAUGGAGAGGGAAAACGUCGCGUUUGACGCUAUGUCGUCCUUUGUCCACGUUGAUUUUUGGGCAAACCUUGCGCACACCUCCACAGGUCGUGGGAUCAAAAUGAGGUCGUUAUCGUCUUCAUCAUCAUCAUCUUCGUCUGUUUUGUCGUGGUCUUCCAAGGGUUGCUCCGUGGUAGUGUGCUUUGCCUUGACAAUCGGUUGCAACGUUCGAUUGACGACCGUGAUAGACGGUACGACGGGGGUCACGUCGAGCUUGGACGCCGCCUCCUUCUGCUGCUGCUCGAGGGCUUGCAACUUCUUGCUCUUCUUCUGCGCCCCUCGUGCGCGCUUGCUGCUCAUAAUCUGCCUUGAUGCACCGGUGCGCGACGCCAUCUCGAACGACCUUGCCGGACACGCGAUCGAGA
Messenger RNA from Aphanomyces invadans, 978 nucleotides. RefSeq lists its product as hypothetical. Bases 74 to 601 code for a protein of 175 amino acids. NCBI's taxonomy places the organism in Eukaryota, Oomycota, Saprolegniomycetes, Saprolegniales, Verrucalvaceae. The record is from RefSeq and is a predicted model, not a curated record. The transcript has a single exon.